UUCUUGUCCAGCUGCCACCAGGAGCCGGCGACCCAGUGCUCCCUCCGUGCUCAGUGCAGGGCUCUGCGAUGUGGGCCAACGCCACCCUGAAGCCGCUCUGCCCCAUCCUGGAGCAGAUGAGCCGCCUCCAAAGCCACAGCAACUCCACCAUCCGCUACAUGGACCACGUCUCGGUGGUGCUGCACGGGCUGCUGGCGCUGCUAGGCGUGGCGGAGAACGGACUCAUCCUCUUCGUGGUGGGCUGCCGCAUGCGCCAGACGGUCGUCACCACCUGGGUGCUGCACCUGGCGCUCUCCGACCUGCUGGCCACCGCCUCCCUGCCCUUCUUCACCUACUUCCUGGCCAUGGGCCACACGUGGACGCUGGGCACCACCUUCUGCAAGCUGCACUCCUCCGUCUUCUUCCUCAACAUGUUCGCCAGCGGCUUCCUGCUCAGCGCCAUCAGCCUGGACCGCUGCCUGCGCGUGGUCCGGCCCGUGUGGGCGCAGAACCACCGCAACGUCGCCACGGCCCACAAGGUCUGCCUGGUGCUCUGGGCCCUGGCGCUGCUCAACACCGUGCCCUACUUCGUGUUCCGGGACACCAUCCCGCGGCGGGACGGGCGCAUCAUGUGCUACUACAACGUGCUGCUCCUGAACCCGGGGCCUGACCCCGACGCCACGUGCCACUCGCGCCAGGCGGCCCUGGCCGUCAGCAAGUUCCUGCUGGCCUUCGUGCUGCCGCUGGCCAUCAUCGCCUCGAGCCACGCCGCCGUGAGCGUGCAGCUGCGGCACCGCGGCCGCCGCCGGCCCGGCCGCUUCGUGCGCCUGGUGGCGGCCGUCGUGGUGGCCUUCGCGCUCUGCUGGGGGCCCUACCACGUCUUCAGCCUGCUCGAGGCGCGGGCGCACGGCGCCGUGGCGCUGCGGCCGCUCGUGUGGCGCGGCCUGCCCUUCGUCACCAGCCUGGCCUUCAUCAACAGCGUGGUCAACCCGCUACUCUAUGUGUUCACCUGCCCCGACGUGCUGCGCAAGCUGCGGCGCUCGCUGCGCACCGUGCUGGAGAGCGUGCUGGUGGACGACAGCGAGCUGGGCGGCGCGGGGAGCAGCCGCCGCCGCCGCGCCUCCUCCACCACCACCACUUCGGCCGCCUCCUUCUCGCUUGGCGGCCGCCGCCCGCCCACGCUGGGGCCCGCGCGCCUCCUCCGCUGGCUGCGGGACGGCCGCGCCGCGCCCCCGCCGAGGGACCGGACCCGGUCCCAGGACGAGAGGGGCCCGCUGAAUCGCGCGCUGAGCACCGCUUCCGACUAGGACGCGCGCCUCAGCCCCUCCUCCCCGGGAGGCAAAGGCCGGGCGGUGGGCACUUGCGGGCGCAGGAGCACCAGCGGGGUACGUACCCGGGCUCCAACUUCCAAGGUCCUAACCUGGAUCUGGA
Messenger RNA from Choloepus didactylus (southern two-toed sloth), 1410 nucleotides. It is a transcript of the gene PTGDR2, whose product is annotated as prostaglandin D2 receptor 2. Gene Ontology annotation, molecular function: G protein-coupled receptor activity; complement receptor activity. The coding region runs from base 69 to 1286 and encodes 405 amino acids. The transcript has 2 exons. Gene Ontology annotation, biological process: positive regulation of cytosolic calcium ion concentration; inflammatory response; phospholipase C-activating G protein-coupled receptor signaling pathway. The record is from RefSeq and is a predicted model, not a curated record. Lineage: Eukaryota; Metazoa; Chordata; Mammalia; Pilosa; Megalonychidae. Gene Ontology annotation, cellular component: plasma membrane.